Sorex fumeus (smoky shrew) is the source of this 994-nucleotide messenger RNA. It is a transcript of the gene STXBP6, whose product is annotated as syntaxin binding protein 6. Gene Ontology annotation, biological process: Golgi to plasma membrane transport; regulation of SNARE complex assembly; exocytosis. The coding region runs from base 212 to 844 and encodes 210 amino acids. Gene Ontology annotation, cellular component: exocyst; plasma membrane. The record is from RefSeq and is a predicted model, not a curated record. The transcript has 6 exons. Gene Ontology annotation, molecular function: phosphatidylinositol-4,5-bisphosphate binding. Lineage: Eukaryota; Metazoa; Chordata; Mammalia; Eulipotyphla; Soricidae.
CAGUGGUACUACCCCCCACACCUCUCGGUCUUCGCGCGCCGCGGGGCGGCGGGAGCCAGCACCCGGGAUCCACUGAGCCAGGUCCGGAGCCCGGCGUGGGGCAGCCCCCGGGGAGGAGCCUCUCCGGCUGGGACGCGUGCCGCGCACUGGCACUGCCCGGGCCAGAACUGCGUGACGAGAAAACUCACUUUGUGUACCCCUUGCUUCAACAAUGAGUGCCAAAUCUGCCAUCAGCAAAGAAAUUUUUGCACCUCUCGAUGAAAGGAUGCUGGGUGCUGUCCAAGUCAAGAGGAGGACCAAGAAAAAGAUUCCAUUCUUGGCAACAGGGGGUCAAGGCGAAUAUUUGACUUACAUCUGCCUAUCAGUGACAAACAAGAAGCCCACACAGGCGUCCAUCACGAAGGUCAAGCAGUUUGAAGGCUCCACAUCAUUUGUGCGGAGAUCACAGUGGAUGUUGGAGCAGCUUCGCCAGGUCAAUGGCAUUGAUCCAAACCGGGAUUCUGCAGAGUUUGAUUUGUUGUUUGAAAAUGCUUUUGACCAAUGGGUAGCCAGCACAGCCUCAGAAAAAUGCACCUUCUUCCAGAUCCUCCACCAUACCUGCCAGAGGUACCUCACAGACAGGAAGCCAGAGUUUAUUAACUGCCAAUCCAAAAUCAUGGGAGGAAACAGCAUCCUGCACUCGGCAGCUGACAGCGUGACCAGCGCCGUCCAGAAAGCCAGCCAGGCCUUGAAUGAGCGUGGUGAGCGAUUAGGCCGAGCUGAGGAGAAGACGGAAGACAUGAAGAACAGCGCACAGCAGUUUGCAGAAACUGCGCAUAAGCUUGCCAUGAAGCACAAAUGUUGAGAAACAGCCCAUUGUGGUGAACCUCUUACGAGAAGUGGAAGAGUUUGUGUCGCAGUUUUUACAAGAAUCCCAGACCUCCGCUUGCUUUUCUUCUAGUAUAUGGACAUUUAGGUUUUUUUGGUUUUCCUUUUUAGACGUUAAUAUGAAAAA